Molecule: messenger RNA, 4889 nt
Organism: Paraphaeosphaeria sporulosa
Lineage: Eukaryota; Fungi; Ascomycota; Dothideomycetes; Pleosporales; Didymosphaeriaceae
Exons: 6
Coding region: 259-4683 (1474 amino acids)
Biological process (GO): deadenylation-independent decapping of nuclear-transcribed mRNA; P-body assembly
Cellular component (GO): P-body
Molecular function (GO): mRNA binding
Source: RefSeq, a predicted model, not a curated record
AACCGUCGUUAAACCUUAAUUCGGCGGCGUGGCUGUGUUCCAGCGAGGAUCGCACAGGGCCUGGGAUCCUGCCGUUGUACAUGCGAGUUGUCCCACCAGGCUGCCCUGCUGCCCUGUGCUGUGACGACGUUAACGAACAUGUCGGGCUGUGCCUCCGGAAUCGCGUGGGGUCCCUUUCGCAUUCUCACUCUUCACGCCGCCCGCCCUCACCCAACAACCUAGAUAUCCUCGACGCGCUAGGGUAGCCAGUCGCUCGCUAUGGCUGCCUCAAUCAAGGACCGCAUUGCCGCGCUCAACAUCGAGCAGGUGCAUGCCCCGUCGCCCUCCAGCCGACCGACCUACACGUACGAGCAAGCCGCGACGGCGAAGAAGAAGCCGCCGCCACCACCUCCUCCGUCGCAAAGACCACCCGCCGCGCAGAGGCACCAGACCGUGAACAAUCCGCCUGUGUAUGACGCGCCUACGUCGGCCAGGCAAUUUGGCAACCAGCCUGCGCCUGUACAACCAGAGGCGCCCAAGAAAUCACCGGCGCUCCCUCCGCGCCCGCCUCCACGCAACAACACGCCCAAGCAGCCGCCCAGUCUACCGCCGCGCCAGCCCUCGCAAGCUGGUAGUCUCAGGCGGAGCGGUUCCAGAGAUUCGGUUCUCACGACUUCUUCCAGCAUAUCUCACCUCUCUCUGGACUCGACCAAGACCACAACCAGCAACGGCACCAGCAAUGGCGCGCGCAUGUACACUGUUCGAGCACCGGCCUACGACCCAACGACUCUUCCCCCGCUGCCUGCGAGGAAGGUCGAGGACCCCAAGGCGAACAGCUCCAUCAAGCGGGCUAUGCGAUCAAACACAGACGUGACAAGUCCAAAAGCCCUACCACCUCAACUCCCAUCGCGGCCUAGCUUACCAGCUCGGCCGGCUUCAAAAGCUCACAAUUCCGAGAACGAUCAACCAGAGAAAGCACGGAGGCUUCCUCCUCCUAAUCUACGUCCUGCGUUGGAGCUGGGCUUCAACAAUACCGCGAAACCGCCUUCGCUACCUUCAAGCAGGCCGACGCCCCGUCAGUCCAACGGAACUACGCCUCCCCCUGUCCCCCUUGCGUCGCGGCCGAAUUUGGAUGCUAUUCUGGCGUCGAAACCGAAACCUGGAGCUGCCCCUGCUUCGUGUCUGAUCUGCCGAGAUUUUUCAGGGCCUGAUCAACACGCUGCUCAGUUUCCUCGCACUAGCUUGCCCUCGUCCGAUGUGACAUGGCUGGCCACACAGUUAACGGCUCCAUUUCCUUCACCGACGGACAAGGCGCGUGCUAUCUUUGUCUGGUUGCACCACAAUGUGGAUUAUGACUGUCAUUCUUUCUUUUCCGGAACGAUUUCAGGAACCACGCCUGAGAAGACGAUCUCAUCGGGCCUCGCAGUAUGCUCGGGGUAUGCAGGUCUUUUCGCUGCUCUUGCCAUGAAAGCUGGGUUGGAAGCCGUCGUAGUUGGUGGUCACGGAAAGGGCUUCGGACACUCUCCUCUCAACCACGGCGAUCCUUUGCCACCGUUUAACGCGGGUCAUGCAUGGAAUGCCGUUCGCAUUGACAAUGGCCAAUGGAAGCUAGUCGAUGCAUGCUGGGGCGCAGGUAGCUUGGGCUGUGGUAACCAGUACAACCGGCACUUUACUGCAUCCGAGUUCACAAGGAGUAACGAAGACUUUGGAUACACCCACUAUCCGGAAAAUAGGGACUAUCUCUUCCGUAACGAUGGGCGAGAUUAUACUUGGGAAGACUACCUCAUGGACGACAUGGGUGAGCGACUCCAAAUCUACGGCGAUCCUGAAGGCGACCACGGCGUCAACCGACGCACUUUUCAGCCGGCUAUGAAGCACAUCAAGGUCCAGGACCCACAUGAUCCUGUAAUACGUUUCCAGUUCGCUGUCUCAUGCCCGCACUGGGACCAUGAACGCAAUGGAAAGGGGAAACCGUACGUAAUGACGCUGAAUGUCGGCGGUCGCGAUGGUAGAAAAACGCAGCAUAUACCGUUCAACACUGACGGCAAGAGCUGGUGGGUUGACGUCAAUCGAAUCGACCUCGGUGCUCCUGGGCAGAAGAUAACUGUUUGCGCGAUUACGUCUUUCGACAAUAAGGAUGGCAGAGGUCUUACGGUCCAACAAUACAAGGCGAAGCAGGGAAGAGUCGCUUCUGGAUGGGGUUCUGUCUGCUGCUGGGAAUUGGUCACCUGCGGCACCCCGACGCGAAAUGUAGAGCUUCGGGACGCGCCUUCGCUUUCACGACCUGCAGCAAUCCUCUUUCGUCCCACGCCCGCCUACUCUGAGCAUGUGUCGCAGAGCCUUGUGAUCCGAACACCCACAACCAUGGCGACUGCACUCAUUGGCAUCUCCGUGACGGUCACGCUGCAGAACCCGCCGAACACAGUGGUGGAGGGCCUAGUCGCAAAUGUCAACGCGCAGACAUCCACGCUGACGCUGCAGAAUGUCUUCUUCCCUGCUUCAGGACACCGUCUGAGCAGCUACCACGUAGAAGGGCACGCCAUAGCCGACAUCAGAGUCAAUCACGCUGCACCUGCUCAGCCUCGUGCUCAACAGCACAACCCUCCACCCGUCCAACACCAGCACUCGUACCCUCAGUAUCCCCAGCAUGUCCCUGCGCCAGCACUUCCGCCAGCGCCUCCCGCCGUGCGACCAGCGCCGCCGCCCUUCGUGGACCCCGCCAUCCUGAGCAUGGGUAAACGAACCUCUGCAGCACCGACUCCUGCGCAGCCGCCGCCAGGCCCGCCUCAGGAAGCACCUGCCACGCCAAUGAAACCCAUGUCAGCAGUCAGUGCUGCGUCAUUGCCUCAGAACACAUCACCGUUUGUUGGCGCAUCGAAAAAGCGCAGUGUUAGGAAGCCGAGCGCGGCGACGCUGGAGGGUCCGUUCUCGUCAUUGGACAUUGCAGAUGCGGAGGAGCAGGACAGCGACGAUAAGACAGUCAAGUCUACGCUUCGCAGGACGAGCAUCAACAAAACGCGCACUGGGAAGCCAAUGGAUGAGCCUGUUGCGCAGCCGGGAGCCAGGAACGAGGAGAAUGGCAAGCGCACAAGACGUGGCGGCAAGUCUCGCAAGAAGGAGGUCGCUGCACAGGAAAAGCGCAAUGGGAACGACAUCUCGUCUCCGGACGCUAAGCGCAAGACCAAGGACAACGGCUGGAGAAACACACCGAUGCUCCAGGACCCCGAACCGCAAAACAGGACUCCAGGAGUUAUUGGCGGGAGCGUUGGGAUGCAAGCAGCAAGUGCGUCAAAUCGCAAAACACGGCGCCAGAAAGCGAUGGAUGCGACUAACGGUUGGGCCACCGAGGAUGCGACCGACGUUCAAGACCUUCCUGAAUUCGACUUCGCCGCCAAUCUAUCCAAAUUCGACAAGCGUACGGUGUUCGACCAAAUCAGAAAUGAGGACACGACAGCAGACGAGGAUCGCUUAGUUAGUUUCAACCGCUUGGCCAGGCCUGGUACACAUGGUGGGAAGAAUUUGCACCCUACGGAGAAUGUCUUGGACGGUCGCAAGCUCAAGAGCGCUUCGGGUUCAGAGUCAGAUGAAGAGAUAUCCGACUUCGGCAGCGGACGCAACUCCAGGAGGACCAUGUCACGAGCCUCUAUCAAGCGGAUACCUACGCGGCAAGGGAGCGGUGUCCAAGGGGACUUCGACACUCAGAGUCAUGUCGGCGCGCCGACGCUGAUGACACGUGCGGGUAACCGUUCGCUCAUCAAUCGGCCGAUUCAAUACGCUUCGUCAUCACAUGCCACAGGAAGCCCAAAACCCGGCCGGAUAACUACACCUCCAGACUCCCCUAUGCUUGAUUCGUCAUUAAAAAGCUGUCUGCGACUUGCUAGCAGCAAUCGCAAAUGUCAUACCAUCACCCCCGGUGGUAUGCUCGCUGUCGAGGAGAUCGCUGAGGUCGACUACGGACUCACCGAAGAGAUCAUGGCCGAGAACGCUGGCCGCGGCAUCGCUGAGGUAGCCCUCUCAGCCAUCAAUCCUGGUGGACGUCGUCUCGCCCGCGACAAUCCCAAUGCGCGCCCCGUCGUUGUCGUCCUCGCCGGUAACCACCGUGGUGGUGCCCGAGCCAUUGCUGCUGCUCGCCAACUCAACGCACGAGGCCCCAGGGUCAUGGUAGCACUCCUGGGCUUCGAGCGCAACGCCGACUGGGACCGUGACGUCAGGAAGCAAGUUGACCUGUUCAAAAAAUUCGGCGGCAGCGUAAGAGCCUGGUCGGACACGGAAGACGCGCUCAAGCGACUGCAGGCGCCGCCCGAACUCAUCAUCGACGCGCUGCUCGGCCGCAACCGCGAGUUCGACGCCCUCGGCGACGAGGACAGACGCACCGUCCUCGCUAUCGUCGGAUGGGCGAACAAGUCUCGCGCUGCGUGCCUUGCCGUCGAAUCGCCUUCUGGUGUGGGCGGGAGCACGGGCGAGGUCGCUAUCUUGGAGGGCGAGCCGCUCGAGGUGCGGGCAAAGUACAUUGUCUGUCUGGGCGCACCGCGGUCGGGGUUGCUCAAAGCUCUACAGAAUGGAGCAGGUAGGGAUCCUCGCUGGGCGAUCUGGGUCGUUGAUAUUGGCGUUAAUCGGCCGUGGAGGAAUGCGGGGGUUGGUGGUGGGAAGGGGAUCAAGUUUGGAGAGGAGUGGGCUGUGCAAGUUGAGUUUGUGGAGGGCUGAGGGACUGGAGAAGGUAUGAAAGUGAAGGCGGAGAAACCAGAAUUGAAGAAGAGAGGAAGAAUAAGCAUGACUGUAUGAUAGCAUGGCUUCUGAUGCAUUGCGCGGCGUUACUUGUUCUUGAAGGAUAAGCAGCAGUUCUCGUUAGCUUUCAAGGGUGCUAGCGAAAGGUAUCUACGGAUUUACAUUGUGCUGUGGUUUUGUGUGAG